AUGGGAGACACCUCUUACACGGUGCCCCUCCUCAUCGGGGGCAAGGACGUCGUCACCCACACCAACCCGUCGGCGCCCUACCAGGUCUUCAACCCGGCCACGGGCAAGAACGUCCACCAGACCUCGACGGGCGACGCCGAGCACGCCCGCCAGGCCGUCGAGGCCGCCGCCGCCGCCCUGCCCGAGUGGCGCGCCUGGACCCCGCGCCGCCGCCGCGACCUCUUCCUCAAGGCCGCCGAGGUCAUGACCCGCCGCCGCGCCGAGCUCGCCUCGUACAUGGCCGCCGAGACGGGCGCCGCCGAGGCCUGGGCCAACUUCAACCUCGACGUCGCUGGCGACUUCUUCAUCGACGUCGCGGGCCGCCUGGGCCCCGCCGCCGAGGGCCGCGUGCCGCUGACGCAGGACCCGAACACCGGCGCGAUGGUGCUCAAGGAGCCGUUCGGUGUCGUCUUGGCCAUUGCGCCCUGGAACGCCCCCUACAUCCUCGGCACCCGCGCCAUCCUCUUCCCGCUGGCCGCCGGCAACACCGUCGUCUUCAAGGGCUCCGAGUUCAGCCCCCGCGUCAUGUGGGCCCUGUGCUCCGUCCUCGCCGAGGCCGGCCUGCCCGCGGGCGCGCUCAACUUCCUCGUCUCGGCGCCCGAGCAGGCCGCCGAGGUGACCGAGGCCUUGGUCAAGCACCCGGAGGUCAAGAAGAUCAACUUCACGGGCUCGACCAACGUCGGCCGCAUCAUCGGCCGCCUGGCCGGCGAGAACCUCAAGCCGGUGCUGCUCGAGCUCGGCGGCAAGGCGCCCGCCAUCGUCUGGGAGGACGCCGACCUCGAGCUCGCGGCCACGCAGUGCGCGCUCGGCGCCUUCCUCAACGCCGGCCAGAUCUGCAUGAGCACGGAGCGCGUCAUCGUGCACAGGCGCGUGGCCAAGGCGUUCGAGGACAAGUUCGUCGCCGCCAGCGACAAGAUCUUUGGCAGCGGCGCCGCCGAGGCGCCCGUGCUCAUCCGCCGGCAGGCGCAGGACAAGGUCAAGUCGCUCGUGCGGGACGCCCGGGACCGCGGCGCCACGGUGGCGCUGGGCACGGCCGACGACGAGCCGGCCUCGGAGGCCGUGCGCAUGCGGCCCGUCAUCCUGACGGGCGUGACGCCCGAGAUGAGCAUCUACAAGACCGAGAGCUUCGGCCCCUCGGUGGCCGUCUUCGAGGUCGAGACCGAGGAGGAGGCGCUGCGCCUGGCCAACGACACCGAGUACGGCCUGUCGAGCGCCGUCUUCACCGAGAGCCUGCAGCGGGGCCUGCGCCUGGCCCGCGGCAUCGAGACGGGCGCCGUGCACAUCAACAGCAUGACGGUGCACGACGAGACGGCCCUGCCGCACGGCGGCGCCAAGGCGAGCGGCCACGGGCGCUUCAACGCCAGCGCGCUCGACGAGUGGUUCCGGACCAAGACGGUGACUUAUAGGAUUUGA
Molecule: messenger RNA, 1452 nt
Organism: Thyridium curvatum
Lineage: Eukaryota; Fungi; Ascomycota; Sordariomycetes; Thyridiales; Thyridiaceae
Exons: 2
Coding region: 1-1452 (483 amino acids)
Molecular function (GO): succinate-semialdehyde dehydrogenase (NAD+) activity
Source: RefSeq, a predicted model, not a curated record